UACGCAGCAAUAGAUUCUGUUUGCGAUGAAGACUCGCGCUUUUCUAGUUUAUCGCAGAUGAAUGGGUUUACAAAGCGAGUCGAUAUUAUAACUGGGGCAAGCCCCCAUUUAAUUAGUCCCAGUUUAUGUCAGUUGGUCCCUACUGCUAGUUUGCUUCAGAGAAUGCCACCAAAAACCCAGCGAUACCGUCCGAACAUGGACAUCAUCCUGUUGCGCGAGUACAUGACAGUUCAACCUUACAAGUGUGGAACUCUCAAAUCCAAGCAGGAUGCAUGGGAGAAGAUCGUUGCGGUUGUCAAUCAGUUCAUCAAUGCCGGGUAUCCAUGUCAUCAGGUCUGUGUCACUGAGCGAGCGAGUCGCGACCGUGUCAAAACUCUGAUUGAGACCUUCAAGAAGGGAGAAAUGAACUCACUGAAGGCAUCUGGUACGGAUGAGGAGUACAGCGAACGUGAUGCUCUUCUGGCUCAUGUAUGUUCCAUAUUGGAAGACGAGGAAGUCAACAAACCGGACACCAAGGCUGACAUAAAGGAGACUGAACACACAGAGUUUGUCGAUGGAGAAGAAGUGAGGACCACACUGCCAGCAGCCAUGCAGAUAGUUAUAGGAAGAUCAGCUCACCAUGUUUCAGAAGAACCAAAUGACGGACCAUCAAGUGCCAAGAAGAAGAAAACGGCCGUGACUCAAGCCUUUAUUGAGUAUUUGAAACAGAAACACGAGGGUGAGCUGCAACUGAGAAAACAAGAAAUUGAGUUAGCAAGAGAAAGACUCGAGUUAGAGAGACAGGAGGCAGACAUAUUUUGGCGUCUGGCGGAAGCUGAAUUUUCAGAUUUUGCAUGAUUCAGCACUUGUUGGUGAAGCUUAAUUUCCAGAGAUUGUGUAAAUCUGAAGAUAAUACUGAAGCUGAAGUUUAAAAUUUUGCAGAUGUUGCCAAAACUGAAUUUUCAGUUUGCAGAUGUUGCUGAAGCAGAAUUUUCAGUCUGCAUAAUUCUGCAGAUGUUGCUCAAGCAGAAUUUUCAGUUUGCACACAAUUCUCCAAAUGUUGUCAAAACGACAUUGUGAAAGUUUGCAUAUUUCUGCAAAUGUACUGGAUCCAAACAAGACUGUUACUAUCUGGCUAACAUGCUAGAAUCAGAUCAGAUCCAUCAGCUUGUUUACGAUAGAAACAUUGUGGUAUUUGACAUAUCAAAUACUAGUUUCAAUCUGACGAGACCAUCUCUAGAUGUACCAACUGGUGUUAAGUACAUCACAAGCCAUUAGUUUGGGUAACCACACUUCUGUCUUCAAACACAAUCUGUUCUGGUAUCUGGAAUGUUUCAGGAAAGUUUGUGAAUGUUUGCCUUUGCUACGAGGAAUAUGCAGCAGCAUGGACUAUAUCUGACAACAUGUCCAAACUCUACCUCAGGUUCGUUGGUUCAAUUCUCGUCAGUGGUGGACCCCAGAUUUUACUUGGGAGAGUGUAAUUAAGAAAAAUGAAUUUCCAAAGGUGUCAGUUUUUUGGACUUUGUUUUUCUUAUAACUGCCAUGCACCACAAUGAUGUCUUUAAACAUAAGGAACCCAAAAAAAGAACAAGAAAAAAGUGGAUAAGUGAACAUACAUUUUGAUUUCAACUUAUUUCCAUGCUUAUAUCCAAUUAUGGUUCACAUACGCUGUUCUGAGCACAUACAUCAGCUGAACAUACAUGAACUUUAAGCAAAUUUAUCCUGGAUUUAAUGGUGGCUAAAGGUGGAAAAUAUUAUAUCAACCCACAUAAUAAUUUGAAUGAGAAUCAAAAGUAAAUAUUCUGUUGAUUCAUUGUAAGGAAUCAAUAAAAUAUUGUUUGAAAA
This is a messenger RNA of Gigantopelta aegis, 1824 nucleotides long. RefSeq lists its product as uncharacterized. Lineage: Eukaryota; Metazoa; Mollusca; Gastropoda; Neomphalida; Peltospiridae. The record is from RefSeq and is a predicted model, not a curated record. The transcript is spliced from 4 exons. Bases 58 to 837 code for a protein of 259 amino acids.